Molecule: messenger RNA, 1269 nt
Organism: Echinostoma caproni
Lineage: Eukaryota; Metazoa; Platyhelminthes; Trematoda; Plagiorchiida; Echinostomatidae
Source: the annotation of a GenBank genome assembly
AUGGCAUCACCAGCAAAAUCCGGGAAAAGAUCUGCCCAAGCACAUCCACAGGAGAUUCCGAUUCCCGCUGAGAAGCGUCAGCGAUGUCACGCAGAUUUGCAUGGGAAUUCCGAUCGUCUGCACAACACCUCAACGAUACCGUGUGGAUGUUCUUUGGCCACGGCUAAAGUGAACCGAUGGAAAUCGGCAGCUGAGAUGUUGAACAAUGCCCCGGAUCUGUCUAACGCGUUGGAAAAAGCAUUGACCGAUCUGUUUUUACGACGUGUGAGUGACCAUUGCGGUUGUACGCACAUAUCCGGACACGAACUGACCCCGUUGGAAUUGGUGGAUGUGAUCAGACGAUUGCCGGAACAACUGUUAUUCACAUACCAGGGUCGAGUAUUACGUAGUCGAACCGGGAAACCGUUACCAAAUCCGGUGAUUUUUCCUUUGCAUAAUCCCAUCCACGGCCGAGCACAGUCUGGGGAUAUUUUGGACGAGGCAGAGCUCAUACUAGAACAACAAAAGUCCGAAAUGGUCACGGGCCAAGUUGUAACCCAUUCGGCACAACCACAAAAUAGCUCCACAUCGAAUGUGACCAAUUCGGUCAUGGGUUCAAUCAAACCGACCAGUCCGGCAGAGUCCUCGAAAAUCUCCGAGUCUGCUCACACGUGUCGCGUUCUCGUACUGGAUUUGACUGGAUCGGAAAAUCCGGGCGAUUGUGGCACACUGCCGAAACAAUUGAGCACGGAUGAACACAUUCGUUGCGAUCUUCUAUGGUGUUCACUGUACACGGGUACAAUUACCAACCAAUUGGCCGCCUGUCCCUCCCAGCUCCGAGUCACCCAACUGUUUCGUGCACAUCCCAUCACACGAGCACUUCGUUCGGCUCAGUGGCUUCGUAUCCCUCUGGUCCCGGUACGCCGGACCGUGUCCAGCCCGGGGUCUACCGUCGGUUCGUUCGAGAACAAACAGUCCACUAGUCCCACGAUGUUGUGUGCCAAUUUGUGCGCGGCACUGUUUCAUCUUUUACUUCCGAUUGCUUACGAAUACGGUCCGGAAUUGGUCUGUGUUCUUAUCGGUCCCGAGUGGACCGAUUCGGGCAAUGAGCAAACGGAACAAGCGUUGGUGCAAUUGCUUCACCUCGCCAGCGGUUUAGGAUCGGCCAUUCUAGUGUCACUCGUCUCCAACCGGCCUCCGUCUACCACGGUGUUGAACGGUCUUUCGGGUCUGGCACCUGAAUCCGUUUCGGACGGACAGACAAAAUCGAUGGUACCAACCACAAAGUAA